This is a messenger RNA of Cucurbita maxima (winter squash), 934 nucleotides long. Its product is annotated as N-alpha-acetyltransferase MAK3-like. Gene Ontology annotation, molecular function: protein-N-terminal amino-acid acetyltransferase activity. Gene Ontology annotation, cellular component: NatC complex. NCBI's taxonomy places the organism in Eukaryota, Viridiplantae, Streptophyta, Magnoliopsida, Cucurbitales, Cucurbitaceae. Gene Ontology annotation, biological process: N-terminal peptidyl-methionine acetylation. The record is from RefSeq and is a predicted model, not a curated record. The coding region runs from base 128 to 718 and encodes 196 amino acids. The transcript is spliced from 4 exons.
UUAUUUUGUAGGGAACGUGGGCUUCAUUACUUUGAGGGCAUUCAAGUUCUCUCUUACCGAUUAAUACUCCAAAAUUCGGCCGGAUUCCUUCAGGCGACGUAGCAGUCUCCGGCGAGAAGAUCAGAGAAUGGAAGCGAAAUUGGACAGUGUGGUAGAAGGAGGAGAAACGAUGAAAGUUGAAUUUGAUGCAUUGGAGAUUGAGUACGUAAGCUAUGGCGGUGAGCAUCACUUACCUCUGAUCAUGAAUCUGGUUGAUCAAGAACUCAGCGAACCCUACUCCAUAUUCACGUAUCGUUAUUUCGUAUACCUCUGGCCCCAACUUUCAUUCCUGGCCUUCCAUAGGGGAAAAUGUGUCGGGACGGUGGUUUGUAAGAUGGGAGAGCAUAGGGGGGCUUUCAGAGGGUACAUUGCCAUGUUGGUUGUCAUCAAGCCCUAUAGAGGAAAAGGCAUCGCUACCGAGCUCGUCACGAGGUCUAUAAAAGCCAUGAUGGAAUCAGGCUGUGAUGAGGUCACAUUAGAAGCUGAAGUUACAAAUAAAGGAGCACUAGCACUCUAUUGUCGUCUCGGGUUUAUCAGGGCAAAACGACUCUUCCAUUAUUACUUGAAUGGAGUUGAUGCAUUUCGUCUAAAGCUAUUAUUUCCACGCAUGGACUCACACCCAUCCUUGCCUUCGAUGGCGAACAGAGCCGAUCAUCAGAGGGAUAACGAUGGUUUAUAAUGUGAACGCUACGGUAUCCAUCUCAACUUGAAACUAAGCUGUGAACACUAUUCACCCUUUUCCUUCUAUAAUUACUUUGUCCACCAUGUGAUGUUGUGCAUUAAAUUUCAUUGUAGCCUCUGAUGUCAGAGCUUUAGAAAGUUGUUUAUGCUGUAAAUUUAGCUAUAUGUGAUCACAGUUUGAACUUGGAAUGAAGUUACGAGCAGUUUUGGGUUA